AACCUAUCAACCUGGAAUGCGCAACACGCACCAUGCGUAUUCUAGAAAUUCCUAGUUAGGGGGAGUCAGGGAACUCAAUAGAUCAUCAUCAAAAUCCCCUUUCAUUUCACUGAAUCGGAUUAAACCUCAGAAACAUAAAAGAAUACAAGACAAACUCACUCUCUUCCUCUCGUUGGCUUCGUGUUCCUAGUUCAUAUCUCAGUAAUGGCGGCAGUAGCAGCAAGAAAUGCUCUUCUUAAGCAUCUGAGAGUCAAUGUUGAUGCGAAAAGACAGUUAACAGCUCCAUUCGCUAUGCUUUCUUUGAAUCAGUUUCGGCGUCACUUUUCUGAGGAAGUCAGAGGUUCUUUCCUUGACAAGCAAGAAGUUGCAGAUCGUAUUGUUGGCGUCGUCAAGAAAUUUCAGAAGUGUGAUCCAUCUAAGGUUACACCAGAGGCCAAUUUCCAGCAGGACCUUGGACUUGAUAGUUUAGACACCGUCGAGAUUGUAAUGGCUCUUGAGGAAGAAUUUGGUUUCGAAAUCCCAGACAACGAAGCUGAUAAGAUCAGCUCGAUCAAUGUUGCUGUUGACUUCAUUGCAUCACACCCUCAAGCGAAAUAAACCUGGUGAAGGAUAUGGUGGUAUUCAUUUCCUCCUUUCUCUUUGAAAAAGUACUUUUGUUUGUUCUUUUAAAGAAUGUAGAGAUAAAAGAAGAAGGCAGAACUACAAGGGCCUCCAUUUUCUUCCUCUAGAUUACUACUACUACUUUUUCUGCUCUCCUCUAUUUUUUGGCGUUGAUGAAAAGUGGUUCCCUUUAAGUAUCUAUUGUGGUACUUUUCUCUUGAAGAAAAAGGAUUGGCAGGAAAAUUUGGCUGUAGAUUAGCAUAUGAUUUCCUUGAUUCUUCUUCAUUUUUCUUUUGAUCCUUGUGCAAAUAAAUUCUAUCUGGGAACUGUUAUACUAGAUUUCAUUCAGAGACACCCAUAUUGAGGUUCAUUUGCUAGUUUUAAUUAUGUAAAGAUGAUGUGUUCUUUCAUAUUAGAUACCAGCGAUGUGAAUUUGUUA
This is a messenger RNA of Papaver somniferum (opium poppy), 1039 nucleotides long. Its product is annotated as acyl carrier protein 2, mitochondrial-like. Lineage: Eukaryota; Viridiplantae; Streptophyta; Magnoliopsida; Ranunculales; Papaveraceae. Gene Ontology annotation, cellular component: mitochondrion. Gene Ontology annotation, molecular function: acyl binding; acyl carrier activity. Gene Ontology annotation, biological process: fatty acid biosynthetic process. Bases 205 to 597 code for a protein of 130 amino acids. The transcript is spliced from 2 exons. The record is from RefSeq and is a predicted model, not a curated record.